AUGGAGUUUGGUUUUUACAACAAUACGGGUUCAGUUGAUCUGAGCUUUUGGCCAUCUCAAGGUAAAGAUUUGAGCCCUGCUAACCAACAUCUGCCUGUUAUCCUUAGUACCGAUAGUUCUCUAGCUUUUUUCUUCAGUAGCCUCUGUUUGAACCGCGAUUUGACGCUCUUUGUAAGCUUCAAAGGCGACUCCGUUCUCGUUACUAGUUCUGGUUUCAAAACUCCCGACAUUGCAAAGAAGAGACAACAUCAUGAUAACUUCUUUUGGAAGAUUACUGAGAGUUUCCAAACACAGGGUACUCCUUCUCACUUGCCUACUGUCGGGUCUAAAACCAAGGCUAAAUCCGUUUUCUGUUCUGAUGAUGAGCUGAUUGUAGCUGCGGAGUCUGCUGAAGCUACUCUCCGUUCACGUAUCCCCUUUGUUGACAGCCCUGCUCCUAUCUCCAGCAAGAGACAUUGUCUUGUCGAUUUCAGUUUGGGUUCAACUAGCAAUACAACUGAAACUACCCUUAUGUCCCCUACACCCUUUGUUCAUAGUCCUUCUCUGUCCUCCACCACUGAUUUAUUAUCUGACAACGAAGACCUUGCUCCUGAAAUUCAGGAAAUGGAAGCUAAGUUGAAUGGUUCUGCUGAUGAAGAGGAUACUGUGUUGAGUGACGAAGACGAUGCUUACGUGCCAGUAUGUGGUUAUGAAUAUGAUUUUUGGGAGAAUUUGAUAGAUGAUGAGUAUGGUGGUUCAAAUGCAGUAGAGAUUAUGUCUACUGAUUAUUCGUCUGACCAAAUUGGAACCAAUUCCUUUAACAAUGGAAGAAAAAAAGGAUAA
Arabis nemorensis is the source of this 822-nucleotide messenger RNA. The record is from the annotation of a GenBank genome assembly. NCBI's taxonomy places the organism in Eukaryota, Viridiplantae, Streptophyta, Magnoliopsida, Brassicales, Brassicaceae.